UCAUAUUUUGACAUUGUAUUUUGUAGAGGUCCUGUGAUAAAAAUGGCUAGCGGUGCUACUAAAAGAAUAGCAGCAUCUGCGGUGGACUGGGCUCGCUAUGCAGCUGUAGUACCGAAAGCUCAGACUGAAUCUCUUAGAAUAAUAAAAGCUAAGCAUGAUACAUUUAUAAAUAAAGUGUACUCAUUGCCAGAAAGUCUACCCAAGAUCAAUUUCGCUUCUUACAAAAACAGGCUUCCAGAUCCAACCAUGGCUGAUAGGUUUCAGAAGGCUUAUGAAGCAUUGAGUGUGCCAUACCCUAAAGACAAGGACAACUUGCUUCAAAAAGUGGAAGAGGAGAAUCAAGAAAUAGAAAAGAAAACGAAGGCCUAUGUUGCUGAGCUAAGCAAGACUAUUGCAUCAAGCAAACUGUUUCUUGAAAAGAUUAACUCACUUCCGAAACCUGAUGAGUUUACCCCAGACAUGUAUUCAUACUACUUCCCUGACACUGCGUUGGACCCAGCCAAACCUUCCAUUUGGCCACACAAACCAGAAGAACAACCUAGCAAUCCAAAUUUUGAAUAUAUAAAGUAAUGCUGGUAAACAUAGUGCUCUAAGAUGAUUAGCUAUAGUACAUACAGUAAUUGAUCAUGGCCACAGUAAAAGGCACCACUGGUUUAAUGUCAGUGUCCAAUUCAAAUUACUUCAUAAAAUUAUUUUUUUUUAAUAAACUUUGUUUAUUAAAGGAAAGAA
This is a messenger RNA of Biomphalaria glabrata, 729 nucleotides long. Its product is annotated as ATP synthase subunit d, mitochondrial-like. NCBI's taxonomy places the organism in Eukaryota, Metazoa, Mollusca, Gastropoda, Planorbidae. The coding region runs from base 43 to 570 and encodes 175 amino acids. Gene Ontology annotation, biological process: proton motive force-driven ATP synthesis. The transcript is spliced from 5 exons. Gene Ontology annotation, molecular function: proton transmembrane transporter activity. The record is from RefSeq and is a predicted model, not a curated record.